Molecule: messenger RNA, 719 nt
Organism: Leptinotarsa decemlineata (Colorado potato beetle)
Lineage: Eukaryota; Metazoa; Arthropoda; Insecta; Coleoptera; Chrysomelidae
Gene: by
Product: focal adhesion protein tensin
Cellular component (GO): focal adhesion
Molecular function (GO): protein binding
Source: RefSeq, a predicted model, not a curated record
CGGUAGUUGUCACACCGAAUCGCUAUAUCAUGCUACUACGUUGUUACAGCAAAUUUCAUACUAAUAAACAGUGAAUCCACAAAAAGGUUAAGCAAACAUCCCAGAUAAAAAUGACGAAAUCGUCCAACGUAUCUCUAUACUUUAAUCCCAACAUAAGGUUCACACCGUACUUGAAUACAUAAAGAUGGCGAAGUGAUACGGGAUCUUUCGACAAAAGAAGCUGCGUAGAGAGGUGUUAAUUGGAGGACUAGACAAAAGUGUUUGAAGUGAGGUGAGAAAGUUGAGUGUUCCAUGAUGGUCAACGCUCCUGUCAAAAAAAGUGAACGGAAGGUGUCGAAGAAGAAUAAAGAAAUGUCAAAGAAAGAGUUGGAACUCGUCAAGAAGGAGGCUGCCCUCAGAUAUAGCGAUACCAGCUGGCGCAUUUUCAACCAAAACCGACAGAACGUACCAGAAGAUGGAAAUAUCGAUACCAAAGACAUCUCCGAGACCAACAAUGAUAGAGACAUCCCAUCAAACGGUGGCAAUGCUCCCGAAUCAGAUGUUGUCACAGCAAAACAGAACGGAACGAAACCAAAACUCAAAGAAAACAGAAACAAUGUCGAUGACGGCGAAUCCACUUCAAGUGGAAAUGUUUACGAGAAAAUAAAGAGGCCCGAAUCGAGGCAGUUGGUCCAAAUCGAAAAAAUGGAGGUUACAUAUGAGAAGGUGAAGUUGACUUG